Messenger RNA from Zeugodacus cucurbitae (melon fly), 1101 nucleotides. RefSeq lists its product as uncharacterized. Lineage: Eukaryota; Metazoa; Arthropoda; Insecta; Diptera; Tephritidae. The coding region runs from base 1 to 582 and encodes 193 amino acids. The record is from RefSeq and is a predicted model, not a curated record. The transcript has 2 exons.
AUGGUGCCAGUGCCAACCUCUUGCAGCCUCAAUGUUAAUGUUAGUGGCGCUAGUUCUAAUAUCUCGUCGAAUUUGGUAACAGAUGGUGCCACUGGGACCACUGGUAGACAUCGUCGUCAAUCAUCGGUUAAUGUCGUGUCGUGGAAUGAAACUGUUUCGGUGCAAUGUGCACCCGAUGAAAAUACCGAUCCCGCUGAAGAACCUUCGGUGGAGGUGCCCGUUACAAUGCGUGAGAAGGUGUUGCAUCGUCGUCACCUCAGUCUCGGUAAUGCUACAUACCCGUUGGAUGAGCAAAGCAUCUUGCAGGAUGGAAAUCGCCGUUACAGCAAUGUCUCGUGGGCACGUGACGCUGAAGCGCAACGCACCAAAAUGCGUCCGCAUAGUUGGGGACCCGUUGGUACGGCCUAUUUGGAUUCGUUGAUGUGUGACGCCGUCGAUACGAAACUGCAUGGACAAUGUGAUUUGGAGAUUCAUAUUUUUUCUCUUUUAUUCCACUCUAAGCAUACAAUUUUUUUUCGAAUUUAUAGUAAUCUUUGUAAAUUGUAUAUAUUUAGCGAACAAACGUGUGAUAAUAGACAAUAAAAUUUGUUUAAUUCAAACGAAAAACCGUAGCACUGCAUUUUGUAAAUAACACGAAGAAAAUUUUUCAAAAUGACCGCCGUCAUUUUAUUGCGUAACUUUUUAACUGUGACUAACAAAAACUCUUGUACAAAUGUAUAAAAAAGUGGUGUAAAUAUUUUUAAGCUGCAGUUUUUAACUAAACUUAAAGUGUGUCUUAGUUGAAGCGUGUUGUAGGUGUACGUGCCUCUUUCGAGUUGAAAUUUAAAUUUUUUUAUAUAAAUAUUCUUAGAAAUACUAAAAAAUGUAUAUUAGUAGCAUUUUCAAUAAUUUUUUUAUAAGAAGCAACAAAUAUGCUUCCACCGGUCCUCAAACAACGGGCUGCUACGAAGCAAACGCCAUUUAUGUAUUAAGCCUGGCUUCAGUAGCGUACUUUUAUUAUUGCCAGCACAAUUUUACUUUGCUUUUCCAGCAUAUUAAUUACCGUUAAUUAUUUCAUUAUCUGUUUUGUAUGCUUAUUACGUUUAUUUUUUCCUUUCUUUG